Alternaria metachromatica is the source of this 1413-nucleotide messenger RNA. RefSeq lists its product as uncharacterized. The transcript is spliced from 2 exons. The record is from RefSeq and is a predicted model, not a curated record. The coding region runs from base 1 to 1413 and encodes 470 amino acids. Lineage: Eukaryota; Fungi; Ascomycota; Dothideomycetes; Pleosporales; Pleosporaceae.
AUGCGUCGCGCAGGCAAGGGCUACGACAAAGUUGUUUACAUCAUCACGAAAGGUCGUGAUAUCCACCUCGUCACGAAAGAUGCUCAAGAUUCCCACCAACUCUUGGUCGCGAUGAAGAAGAAGAUUCCACCUUCUUUCGGACUCGGCUCAACCGCCACGUGCCAAGGAUUGAUUCAACAGCAGUACAUGCUCAAGAUCGGCGGAUAUCCUCAGAAGCACUGUGAUACCAUGAUCGACGCUGCCGCGGACGCCAAGAAAGAACUCGAGGCACACUUCAAGCUGAAGCCAGGUCAGAUUGAGGCAUGCACCCCCUGGGGUCAUAGCGAUUUGACCCUGACUACCAAUGAUCUGGACGUGCUUGCCAAGUUCUCGGAUCAGACGAAAGAAUUCACCCAGGAUUUGAUCGUCAAUGGUUCUGGCCACGAUGUCAAGCCUACCACGGAGGCAGUUCGGCGCAGACAAUGCUACAAUUGCCAAGGCUUCAAACACGAGUCAACGGGUACCCGACGACAGCACUGUGAAGCGAAACCAGCCUGCUCACGCUGCGCUGGACCACACAUCAAAGGCAAGUGCAGUGUCAAGCCCUGGGAAGACGACAACAAGCUUUGCACGAAUUGCGUCAAGUUCAACGAAACAGCGACGAAAGAGCAGAAGCUGAGCACUCGCCACGAGGCCACCAACAUCCCGCGAUGCAGACAUCCUGAUGCGAUCGAAGAACACAACCGGAUACAGAAGGAACUCGCACGUAUCGACAACGGGGAGGUGCACUGGCUGGAGGUGUUGAAGGCCCAGGAGAAGAAGCCGGUGCAGAAGCGAAAGGCUCCACUGGACAAUCAACUAGGUCCAACACCCCGGAAGCGACGUUCCAACGCCACCUCCAAUCAAGCCGGAGGCCAUACCGAACCCGAGGCAGGGGAAGGCUCUAGCCGGUCACCCAUCGAUGAUCCUGCUGCCGCACCGCGCCAUACAACACCGACUACUGGAGAGACUGGGAGAGUAUCAGUGGACGACGUGCUCCACGAUUACUCCGACGACAGCGUCUCGGGUGAAAGCGACUUCUCUUCGCCCAUUCGAGGCCCAUGGGAAGACAACAACGACGACAACAACGACGACAACAACGACGACAACAACGACGACAACAACGACGACGACGACGACGACGCCGGGACCGAAACCGAAGCCGACGACGAAGAAGUAUUUGGAGAUGAAUAUGAUGAGAAUGACGAUGAAGAGAACAAUGGAGAGGACAAUGGACAAUAUGAAGACGAGGACGGAGAAGAUGACGACGACGACGACGAUGAUGCCGUGGUGUCUCGCAAUUCCGACCGCAGGCCUCGUCCAAGUCCGUCCGGGAUUAGGGCCGUCAAUCAUCACCUGGCGGCGGCGCAAUCGGGCUUCCGCUAUGAGGUGUAG